Paramecium sonneborni is the source of this 3005-nucleotide messenger RNA. NCBI's taxonomy places the organism in Eukaryota, Ciliophora, Oligohymenophorea, Peniculida, Parameciidae. The record is from the annotation of a GenBank genome assembly.
AUGUUUAAAGUAUCUAAAGAACAAUUAUAACAGAUAUUAAUUUCUGGAUUGUUUUAAGAUCAUUAAGAUAGUUUAAAUGAAUUAAAUUCGACAAAAUUAUUUGAAGAUUCUUUAAAAUCAAACAUCUAAUAAGGAUUAAGUGAAGAUAAAGCUGAAUAGAGUUAAUAAGUUUUUGGAGUCAAUUGGAAUGAAAAUUAAGACUCUAUUGGUAUUUUUAAAGCAUUUCGGAUAGUUCUAUUUGUAAAAAAUUUAUUAAAUAAAGAAACCAAAAUCAAUACUUUUCUUAACCUUAUCAUUAAUUGCAAUGAUGUUGAAAUAUUUAUCAAAAGAUGAAAUUUAAACAAAUGAAUAUAUUGAGAGUUUAAUUAUAUUUAUUUUACUCUUUUUGAACCUUAUGAUAUCUGGAUUUCAAGUAUAAAAUCAAAUUUAUAAAUUUUAGAUAAAAAAUGAAAAUAAAAAAUAUAUAUAAAAUUAAAAUUUGAAAGAACAAUCUAAAUAUGCAAACGUAUUAAGAAAUGGAUAAUAAUAAAUUAUAUUAGCAAAGGAUCUUGUUGUAGGAGAUGUUAUAAUUUUAUAGGAGAAUGAUACUCUCUAUGUUGAUGGAUUAAUUGUUGAAUAAAAUAAUUUAUAUAUUGAUGUAAUGAUCAUUUUUUUAUAUUUAGGAAUGCUAUAUAACAGGUGAAUCUGAAUUCAUACAUAAAAUUACAUUAGAGGAAGCAGUUGAAUCCAAAUAGUCAAUUAUACCACAUAAACAUUUAGCCUUUGCAGGAAGUAAAAUAGCAAAAGGAAAUGGUAAAUUAUUAGUUUUGGCAGUUGGUUCUUAAAUAUAAAUUAAUAAAUUAUCAAUUAAUCUUUUAUAAGAAGAAAAAAAAACAUUUAUUUCAAAAGCAAUUGAAAAUAUUUCAUAUAAAAUUGAUAUAAUAGGAUUUUUUGGAACUAAAUUACUAGUCUUGAUACUAUUAGCUCGAUAAAUUUUUGAUUCUAAUGAAUAAAAUGUAAAUAGAUAUAAUACUAUUUCAAAUAUACUUAAUCUUAUCAUAGUAUUAAAAUCUGGAGAUACCACUAAAAUAUUGGCUACUCAUUUCUAUUUACAACUUGGUUAGACAGUGAAAGCUAUGUUAUCUGAAUAAAAUUUGGUUAGAAAUCUUUAAUAAUUAGAACAUUUACCAUUUAUGGAUUCUGUAUUUAUAUUUUAUCUAUUAUAAAGGUAAUUGUUGAUAAAACAGGAACUUUAACUCAAAAUAGAAUUAUUCUAGAUAGUUUUAUGAAUGAUACAGUUGAUAAAUUAACUUCAUCUCAAUUUAAUCUUUAUUCAUAAGAAUUCUAAUAAGCUUUUAUUGAUUCUUGUUUGAUUAAUAAUAAUUUUGAUCCAGAAACUUAAGAGGGAAGUGCUAUUGAUAAAGCAUUAUUUUAUUGCUCUUAAUAACUGAGAGUAAAUCUUUAGGAGAGAUCAUAAUAAGUAACACAUAAAAUCUCUUUUACAAGUGUUAGAAAAAUAUAAGUAUAUUAAAUAUAUUAAUUAAUUAUUAGACAAUCGUUAUAAAUAAUAAUAAAGUUGCUAUUAGAGGAUAAGCUGAACAUAUAUUAAAUUGCUCAACUAAAUUUUAUAGUCUAAAAAAUGGAAUUAUUGCAAUUGAUAAUGUUUUAAAGAAUAAUAUAGAAUAAUAUUUAUAAGAAUUGAGUCAAAAAGGCAGAAUUUUAGGAAUAGCUUAUAGAGAUAUUGAUUUAUAAAAUGAAAAUAUUUAAGAAUUAAUAGAGAAUAAGAAAUUUGAAUUUGAUAAAUAGAAUUUAACAUUAUUAGGUUUCUUAUUAUUUGUAGAUCCAUUGAGAUUUGAAACAAAAUCUGCAGUUCAAGGAUUCAAAUAAGCUGGAGUUAAGGUUGUUUUAGUUACAGGUGAUAACUCUAAUAAUGCAAAACAUAUUGCCAUGGAAGCAGGAAUUAUGACAUCUAACUCGAUUGUUCUAGAAGGAAAUAAAUUUGCUUUAAAAUUGUAAGAAAAGUCAGAAAAUUCUUAAAAAGAAAUUGAGGAUAUUUAAGUUUUGUGUCGAGCAAGACCAGAAGAUAAAUAUAAUUUUGUUAAAGAAUUAUAAGAAAUGGGUCAUGUAGUUGGAGUGUGUUGUAAUGGGUUAAAUGAUAGUAAAUAACAAUAUUAUUCAUAUAAAUAGUUCCUGCUUUAUCUCGUGCUGAUGUAGGUUAUAGUCUGGGAAUAUCAGGAACAGAAAUUGAUAGAUAGACAUCAGGGAUUAUUUUAUUAGAUGACAAUUUUAAUUCUAUUUAUAAAGGACUUUUUUUUGGUCGAAAUUUGAUUGAUUCAAUUAAACGAUAAAUAUAAUAUUAGAUCAUAUCUAAUUUUUCAUUGAUGAUCAUUUUAAUAGUAUCAGCAAUUUUAGAAAAUGUUUUUAUAUCACCACUUUAAUUUAUUUGGAUUAAUCUAAUUAAUGAUUUAUUCGCUAUAUUAGCUUUAUCUAAUUGUAGACCAAGUUCUGAAUUGAAGUAUUAAAAACCUCCUAAUAAAACUGGAUUUAUUUUGGAUAAAAAUGUUUUAAUUCAUAUCAUUAUACUUUCUGUAUACAUAACUACUGUAUGCAUUUUAUUUGUAAAUUAAGUAUUUAAAUAUAUGAUUUAUUUAGUCCUUAAUGGUAUUCAAUCUAUAUGUUAUAAUUACAAUAUGUAAUUUGAUUAAUUCACGUAUGGUACACUUAGAAUUAAAUGUUUUUAAUGGAUUUUUCGGAUCUUGGAUACUUUAUACAACAAUUUUAUUAAUAGGAAUAGUUUAAUUUUUCAUAGUAUAAUAUGGAGGAAUCUUAAUGCAUACAUUUCCUGGUUUAAGCUUUCAAUAAUGGUAUCAUUGAAUAUUGAUUUAAUAGGUGUGUUUGCAUUGUUAUCGGAAUAGGAAGUAUAGUUUGGAGAAACAUAGUCAUUUUAUUCAUUAAGCUUAUAAAUGUAAAUAAUCAAUUAUAUAUUAAAAUAGAUAAGCAAUAAAGAUAAAUAAAAAGUCAAUUGA